AUGAGGGCGGCGGAACAGGUAGUAGACGGUCCCGCGUGUGUUAGGGAGCAUAUCCUCUCGGGAUUGGGCAACCGCGCCGAUAACAUAAAUAGCAGGCACAACGGGCCAAAAAGCCGAAGCAUGAAAGGCAGCGCCACCCGGCCCCGUCGACCAGAAAAGAAGAAAAAACCGGGACCGCGAAGAGGCCGGAAAAGAGUAUCCGGGGCGAGACCGUCGCAGGAAUUAUCCAUUAGUGAAUACAGGAGGGGCCGGAGUGCCGAGUGGUCGCCCCGGGAAAUGAGGACAGAAAGAGACGCACACGUGAGUGGAGAAGGAAAAAAAGCCGGACCGAUAGACAGCGCGGGACAUAUUCGUGAACUCGGAGAAGAAGGGAGUGGACUACCUCGGCCAAGCGCGAAGCAACAAAGGACGACCUGGACGCCGCCACGUGAAAGAGACCUCCGCAGGAGAAUAAGCACUCGCGAGCGGAGCUGCUAUCUAUUCGGGCGACAAGGUUUCGUCGAUCUACAGAACCGCAAGAUAUACGAGACGCAGGCCUGCUCGGCGUUCGGGGCACCUCCGCGCGCUCCGCUGGGAAAACUCAGGAAAGGAUGUUGCGUGGAAAAUCCAGGUUCGGUCGUAGGAAAGCACCGACCAUGGCGUAGUGGAGCACUCCUCCCCUCCCAUCGGAGUUACCCAGCCCCUCGAGUUUGUUUGGGACUGGGGAUUGGAGUAUAUAGUUUGAAUACGCGGACCGCCAUGGAUCUCGAUGGACCCUCGCGCGUCCCCCAGGCCAAGCUGCGCGUCGUCCGCGAGGAGGAGGCGCGCAGGCGCGAGGACUGCCUCGCAGACCUCAAAGCCAGGACUGCCUCGCCGACCUCAAAGCCAGUGCCUGAGGGGAUGACGCGAUUGAACACAGGGAUGACGCGAUUGAACACAAUCGAAGUCCAUGUAAACUUGGUGAAAUCUCCUCUGGGCCUAAAUCCUUGUAAACAUCGCGUUGAGGAAGGAAGCUCGAACACACAGGAUCGCUGA
Messenger RNA from Gryllus bimaculatus (two-spotted cricket), 1014 nucleotides. The record is from the annotation of a GenBank genome assembly. NCBI's taxonomy places the organism in Eukaryota, Metazoa, Arthropoda, Insecta, Orthoptera, Gryllidae.